CUCUGGAAGCUGAGUCGGUGGCAGGGUCCACAGAGGCCAGUGUGCUGCCUGGAUAGAGGUGGUGGAGGCAGAGGACCCUGGGUUGGGGUUGGAGGUGGUUGGCACAGCCCUCGGCAUCUGUGAGGCCAGUUCCUGUUUACCAUGGACACCCCCCGUGCCCCUGCGAGGACCGUGCUGUUCCGGCGUGAGAGGACAGGCCUGACCUACCGCGUGCCGGCGCUGCUGCCCGUACUGCCCGGGCCUACACUGCUGGCCUUUGCUGAGCAGCGGCGCAGCCCCGACGACUCGCACGCACACCGCCUGGUGCUGCGGCGCGGGGCCCUGACGGCUGGCGCCGUGCGAUGGGGCGCCCUGCGUGUGCUGGCGACGGCUGCCCUGGAGGAGCACCGCUCCAUGAACCCCUGCCCGGUGCUCGAUGCGGGCUCUGGGACCGUCUUCCUCUUCUUCAUCGCGGUGCUGGGCCACACGCCCGAGGCCGUGCAGAUUGCCACCGGCAGGAACGCGGCUCGCCUCUGCUGCGUGACCAGCCGCGAUGCUGGCCUCACCUGGGGCGGUGCGCGGGACCUCACCGAGGAGACCCUGGGCACCUUGGUGCAGGACUGGGCCACCUUUGCUGUGGGCCCAGGCCAUGGAGUCCAGCUGCACUCAGGUCGCCUGCUGGUACCUGCCUACACUUACCGUGUGGACCGCCGGGAGUGCUUUGGCAAAGUCUGCUGGACCAGCCCUCACUCCUUUGCCAUCUACAGUGAUGACCAGGGCCGCACCUGGCAGUGUGGGAGCUUGGUGCCCAACCUACACUCAGGCGAGUGCCAGCUGGCUGCAGUGGAUGGCGGCUUCAUCUACUGCAAUGCCCGAAGUCCUCUGGGCAACCGUGUGCAGGCUCUCAGCCCUAAUGAGGGCACCUCCUUCUUGCCUGCAGAGCUUGUACCCACCCUGGCAGAGACUGCCCGAGGCUGCCAGGGCAGCAUCAUAGGCUUCCCAGCCCCGGGCCCUAGCAGCGAGGAGGGCUCAAACCCUCCGUACCUCCGUUCUAGAGUCCAGGAGUCACUCAGUGGGACCUUCUACCACCCACCACCCUGGGGGCAUAGUCAGGAGCAGCCUGGCCUAGAGCCUGGGCUUGGUGAAGAUGGGGGAACCUAUGCCUCAAUGCUGCCCUUGCCCUCUGUGGCCCCACUGCAAAGGCCCACAUGGCUGCUAUAUUCCCACCCAGUGGGGCACAGAGUGCGGAUCCGCAUGGGCAUCUACUUGAGCCGGUCCCCCCUAGACCCCCAGAGCUGGACAGAGCCCUGGGUGAUCUAUGAAGGUCCCAGUGGGUACUCUGACCUGGCGACCCUGGGGUCUGUGCCUGGCACAGCCCUAACCUUUGCCUGUCUAUUCGAGAGUGGGGCCCGGGCCUCCUAUGAAGAUAUCUCCUUCUGUAUGUUCUCCCUGCAAGAGGUCCUGGAGAACGUGUCGGGGGGCCCUGAGUUGCUCCGUCAUGGGAGCAAACCCUGGGAGCGCUGCCGGCUCUCCUGAUGGGGCCAACUGCAGGUACCUGCCCAAGGACAAAUGGACUGAAUAGAGGGAGGUGAUGAGUAAGAGGCCAUGUGACCCCAGGAAGGAUGGAGCCCUGUGCGAGCUUCUCCAUGGGUUGCAGAGGUGAUCUUGGUAGAUGGCCUGCUCCUUAGGAAGGUGGGGAGGUUAGGACCUGGUGGGGUGGAGGCACUGGCCAAGUGGGCUCCUCUAGUAAAGCUAUGAAACCCACCACAGUUCCAGGGUUGGGCAGUGGGGCCUCAUGAGCCCAGCAUACCCCCUUGUCUGCAGCCAGUUUUUCUCUGGCUACUUCCUGGCAUUUGAACAACAAAUAAAGGGAUUGUGCCUGUA
Molecule: messenger RNA, 1863 nt
Organism: Chinchilla lanigera (long-tailed chinchilla)
Lineage: Eukaryota; Metazoa; Chordata; Mammalia; Rodentia; Chinchillidae
Gene: Neu4
Product: sialidase 4
Exons: 4
Coding region: 142-1515 (457 amino acids)
Biological process (GO): ganglioside catabolic process; oligosaccharide catabolic process
Cellular component (GO): membrane; lysosome; cytoplasm
Molecular function (GO): exo-alpha-sialidase activity
Source: RefSeq, a predicted model, not a curated record